AUUGACCUGCUCCUUCCUUCUAUCCUAUACGUAUUCAUGUUCUCACCCACUUUGUUGCUACACACCAUUGAAUACUAAUUCACCUAUAUAACAAUAAACUGUCAAACAUUUGCAUUGAUCAUCUCAUACAUACUUUUUCUUGAGCAACUUUUCUGAUAAAAAAAUAUGAUGACUGAUAAUCAGAGAAUUCACCCUGCUAAUGACUUGGAGUCACAAACCAAACCAACAAUUCCUUUGUAUCCUCGAAACACUUCAAAAUCUGAUAACCGCGAUCCACCAAUUCCGAAACGUCACUUUCCAGUGAGGCACUCCCAGCCACCAAAGAAGAAAAGAAGUUGCUGCUGCAGGUUCCUGUGCUAUACCUUCACCAUAUUGCUGAUUCUUAUUAUUGCAAUAUCCAUCACCAUCGGGAUUCUCUACCUUGCUUUUAGGCCAAAGCUUCCUAAAUACUCAGUAGACAGAUUGAGAAUAGCACAGUUCAAUCUUUCUGAUAAUAACAAUCUUUUUGUUACCUUCGAUGUAACAGUAACUGCUAGAAAUCCAAACAAGAAGAUUGGAAUAUACUAUGUAGGUGGAAGCAAUAUAAGUGCUUUGUAUAAAGAAACAGAAUUGUGUGAAGGGUCUUUGCCGAAUUUCUAUCAGGGUCAUCGGAAUAUAACCGUGCUUAAUCUGCCUUUAACGGGUCAAACACAGGAUGCGACUGGUUUAGUAAGUACUUUGCAGCAGCAGCUGCAAGAGAAAGGUAAUUUGCCUCUGAAUAUUAAGGUGAAUCAGAAUGUGAGGGUUAAGUUUGGUAAGUUGAAGCUGUUUAGAGUAAAGUUUCAUGUUAGGUGUGAGGUUGUAGUGGAUAGCCUUGGUGCCGAUAAUGAUAUUAGCAUUUCAGACAGUAGUUGUAAGUUCAAGCUCAGGCUAUGAAUUCAUUAGUACUAGUGUAUGUGUGAUAGUUGUAAUAUUAAUACUUGUUUUGUUCUUUUAUGGUUUCCUUAUGAUGAUUUAGAUUUUGAAUAAUAAAGGGAUGGAGGAUUAGGUGUUCUAUCAGCCCUUUGACACACAUACAGUUCUACUUGUACUUUGAUUCUAUUCUUUGAGCCCCUUCUUGCUCAUACUAUGUAUAGCUAUAUGAUAUAUAUAAUUGUUCAUUCUAAAGAAUUGUUAGCAUUUUUU
Messenger RNA from Vicia villosa (hairy vetch), 1164 nucleotides. Its product is annotated as NDR1/HIN1-like protein 6. The transcript has a single exon. NCBI's taxonomy places the organism in Eukaryota, Viridiplantae, Streptophyta, Magnoliopsida, Fabales, Fabaceae. The coding region runs from base 166 to 915 and encodes 249 amino acids. The record is from RefSeq and is a predicted model, not a curated record. Gene Ontology annotation, cellular component: plasma membrane.